AUGCGGCUGAACAAGAGUGGACGUAGCCUGUCGACUUCUUGGCUCUGGCGCACACAAUGCUCACCUGCUCGCAAGCAGCUGGCGCAUCUACAUGCAGGAUGCAUUGUUUGUGCAAAAAAGCGCAGGGGUGGUAAUAAGAACAAAGAUGCAAAUCCGUACCAGGACACACUGCGUCUUCCUCAGACGUCGUUUGGAUUGCGCGCAUUUGCCAAAGACCGGGAGCCUCUUUUUCGUUUGGCCACAACGACCAAUUUGUAUCGGUGGCAGCGGGAACACUUGCGUCCGCAGGCUGAUGAACGUGAUUUUGUCCUGCAUGACGGCCCUCCGUAUGCGAAUGGCCACUUACAUAUGGCAGGACACGCACUCAACAAAAUCAUCAAAGAUAUAAUCUUACGCUUCCAGGUCUUGCAAGGUCGACGCGUGCACUAUAUGCCCGGCUGGGAUUGCCACGGUCUUCCUAUAGAGAUCAAGGCGGUGGCUGAACAGGGUGGCACCCCCGCAUCGGAGUUGAAAGCAACCGAUAUUCGGAAUGCAGCGCGGCGCGUGGCUCUGCGCGAAAUUGACCAGCAACGUGUCGAAUUCCAGCAGUUUGGCAUCAUGACUGACUGGAGUGAUGAAAAUACCUAUCGCACCCUGCACUUUUCCUAUGAACUGGAGCAAUUGCGCCUCUUUGCACAGUGUGUGGGACGUGGUCUUAUCUACGAACAGUUCAGGCCCGUGUACUGGUCGCCAUCUACCCACACGGCACUGGCUGAGGCAGAAAUCGAGUACGAUGACAAACAUGUGAGCCGGAGCACAUACCUUCGCUUUCGGCUACAUCCUAGUACAGCAUUGGCACCUGUCCUUUCUGGUGUGCAAGAGCCGAUGUACUUGGCGGUGUGGACAACUACGCCUUGGUCUCUGUUGGGCAACAUGGCUUUAGCGGUGAACGCCAAUGCCAUGUACUCGAUUGUAAGACGCAAGGAGUCCGGCGAGCUGCUUGUCGUUGCAUCUGAUUUGGUUGCUUCACUUGCGACUGUGCCACUAAGCGGCGGCGCUAUCGGUGAGCAACGCCAUGGUUCUGCUGGGACGCUCGGUCCUUUUGAACAUGUAACUGUCGUCCGUGGCUCACAGUUGGUCGGCUCGAUGUAUGAGUGUGCCUGGAUGAUGCCUGGUGAACAGCGGUUCGUGAUGGAUGCGCCAUUUGUCACCACGGACGCUGGUACAGGUAUUGUGCACAUGGCUCCGGCGCAUGGCCAAGAAGACUAUGAGCUAUGGCGCGACGCAGGCCGGCUGCGUACUCAUGGCAUCAUGUCGCCUGUGGACGACUACGGUCGGUUCGUCGUGAACAACGCGUGGGGUUUGUCAGAUAUCAUUCGGACGGACUUGAAGCAGCUGCACGGGCUCGACGCCUUGUCUUGUGGCACACAGCGUAUUCUAGAGUUCCUGUCGAGACACCAUGUUCUUCUGAGUGAGCAGCCGUAUACGCACAGCUAUCCCAUCGACUGGCGCACGAAACAACCGAUCCUCACACGAGCAACGGCGCAGUGGUUUGCAGAUCUGCGACAGAGUCAAGCUGCUGCUCUUGCUGCCUUGCAGUCUGUCCACUUUACACCUGCCUCUGGGCGUCAGCGGCUCACGAGUCUCGUGUCGCGUCGGUCGGAAUGGUGCAUAUCGAGACAGCGAGCAUGGGGUGUACCGAUUCCCGUCGUGUAUGAUGCAGACACGCACGAGCCGUUGAUCAAUGCGACCAAUGUUGAGCACAUCCUGCGCAUCAUGGCAGAGCAUGGCACGACCGACGUAUGGUGGACACUUGACGCCGACACGUUUGUCGCGCCUGCAUUCCGCGAGCCAGGGAAGUCGUUCUACAUCAAAGGCGAUACCCUUGACGUAUGGUUCGACAGUGGCUGUUCAUGGGCGAUUCUGCAGCGAGCACUGCAAGAGCCACUGUGUGCUUCGCAUGCAUGUGCUGAUGUGUAUGUGGAAGGUUCAGAUCAGCAUCGCGGCUGGUUCCAGUCGUCGUUGCUCACUCGCAUGUCGACAUGUGGCGCAGGCGCCGCAGCGCCGUUUGCCAAUCUAGUGACGCAUGGCUUCGUCGUUGAUGAGGCGGGGCGCAAAAUGUCCAAGUCACUGGGUAAUGUGAUUGCCCCAGCAGCCUUUGUGCAGGGCGACCCUGCUGCACCGACGGACUUUCCUCCCCUGGGUGCAGACGUGCUCCGAUGGUGGGCAGCAAAAACAGACUACACGAAGGACACGCCGAUCAGUGUGUUGAUAAUGAAACAUGUGACUGACGAGGUGCGGAAGCUCCGCAGCACCGCGCGAUUCAUACUCGCCAACCUGUCGGGAUAUGCACCUGGCUCACUUCCACCGUUUGACACAUCCAACGUAGCGGCCGGCAAGGGUCAUUUGCGCCUGAGUCUGCUCGACCGAUACGUGAUGCAUGAGCUACAUCGCUUGGAGACGACAUGCCGUGCUGCGUAUGAUCGGUAUGACUUUGCGUUUGUGACUCGCAGCCUGAUUGAAUUCGCCACAAAGACGCUCUCAUCGCUGUAUUUCGACGCUGUCAAAGACACCAUGUAUGCUGGUGCACGUGACGAUCAGCUGCCGAUCCUGGCUGUCAUGGACCAAGUCUUGCAAACCAUAUCAAGCAUUCUUGCACCUAUUUUGCCGCAUCUAGCAGAAGAUAUUCACUGGUACCGUGGUGGUGCUACGUCCGAUCCGACGCCAGAGCAAGCUGCGUGCAUGCCAUCCUUCUUCCAGCUGGGCUGGCACACCAUCGAAGAGCACUGGUGUGAUCCUGCGCUUGAACAGCGCAUGCAGCGGGUCCUACGAAUCCGCUCCGAGGUAUUUGCACUUGUCACGCGUUGCAAAGAUGAGCACCUCGUCAAAGGCCCUGCUGAGACAGUCGUGGCCUUAUAUGUACUUGAGGACUCACUGGGUGCUCUGCUGCACAAGCACAGAUCAGAGCUUGCAGAUCUAAUGCACGUCGCUCACGUGGAUGUAUAUACGGAGGAAGUCGCCUGGCAACGUUCUGCGCCUGCGCCAAGUGCGUGGCAUCGUACUUGCCGCGUGCCUGAUCUACAAGUGGAUGUGCGCGUAGAAGCAUCGCAACAGGCCAAGUGUCCUCGGUGUUGGAAAUAUCAGAGCCAGACCCCCGACACUUUGUGCGAGCGAUGCAUGGAUAUCAUUGGAUGA
Molecule: messenger RNA, 3174 nt
Organism: Malassezia globosa CBS 7966
Lineage: Eukaryota; Fungi; Basidiomycota; Malasseziomycetes; Malasseziales; Malasseziaceae
Exons: 2
Coding region: 1-3174 (1057 amino acids)
Biological process (GO): isoleucyl-tRNA aminoacylation; mitochondrial translation
Cellular component (GO): mitochondrion
Molecular function (GO): aminoacyl-tRNA deacylase activity; tRNA binding; ATP binding
Source: RefSeq, a predicted model, not a curated record